CCCUCCCUGAGCCUCCUCACUAACUUUCGGAGCUCAGGAGGACUUUGGACAUGUUCCGCAGCUCCUCUGCACUAAAGAAAGGACUCGUUGUAUUAAAGGAACCCGUGUUGAAGGAUCUUAGUUUGGAGCCGCUGGUUCCCCCGGUGCGGGAGCAGAGGAGCAGCCGGGAUUCUUCUCUUUUCUCCGGCUAACAGAGGCACAGCAGGCCGGGCAGCGCUCCGGAGCUCAGAUCACUUUCUCCUCGCAGAAAGAGCCUCAUUAUGGGCUGCGAGACACCCAGGACCCCCAGGACCCUCUGGACCCUCUGCCUGCUGCUCAGCGUGACGCAGGCCUCCAAGGUGUGGGGGGAGGUCCCUCUGCCCGAGGACCUGGAGGGGGCGGCGACUCUGAAGGUUUCCCACAGCCUGAUGGACGACGACGAGGACUUCGCCGCAGAUGAGGCGUCAGGAGAUCUCCCCAGUGGAGAGGAUGACGGCAGCACCCCGUGGCCCCCCGUCUCCGAGAGCACAAAGAUGGACUCUUCCUCUCCGGGGAACAUUCAGAGCUCCUUUGAACCGGACCUCAUUUACUACCGGGCGCUCGUUAACUUCACCAACUCUCUGGUGUACGGCCCAGAGCUCGAUGACAUCUUUUCCCCCGCCUUCAACGAGAUCUCCGAGGCCGUGGUGGACACGCUGGAGUCAGACUACAACCGGGUCCCCGGAGUGCAGACGGUCAGCGUGGUGCUCAUCAAGAAGAUGAUCAGAGAGGACGGCGUGGACGUGUUCGUGGAGCUGGACGUGGGCUCGGACUACAACAGUAACGACGAGCAGAUCCGCAGCGUCCUGUAUAACGUGGUGAAGGAGGGCGCCAUCGCCUCCUACGUCACCUCGGUGCAGGGCUUCCAGUUCAGACAGCUAGGGGAAGUAACCCCCGCCAUCAGACCCUGCAUGGCAGAUGAACACAGGUGUGGUGACGGCACCUGCAUCCUGAUGGAGUAUCUGUGUGACAACCGGGCGGACUGCAGAGACAUGAGUGAUGAGAACAACUGUGAAACAAGGCAGACGGUUCCUCCAAUCGUCCCCACGACUCCCACCACCACCAGCACCAGCAGGAAGCCAGUGCGGCCCCCCAGCCCCCCGGGGCCCUGCAGGGCCGAUCAGGCCACCUGUCAGAGCGGAGAGUGCAUCCCCCGAGAUUACAUCUGUGACGGGGAGAGGGACUGUAACGACGGCAGCGACGAGAACAGAUGUGGAACUCCCUCUCCAUGUGAACCCAACGAGUUCAAAUGUAAGAACGGCCGCUGCGCCCUGAAGCUGUGGCGCUGCGACGGAGACAACGACUGUGAGGACAACUCCGACGAGACAGACUGCCCCACGAAGGGCCCCGGGGACCGCUGUGCUCCGGAGCAGUUUGAGUGUCUGAGCGACCGGACCUGCAUCCCGGCCAGCUAUCAGUGCGACGACGAGCCGGACUGCCCCGACCGGUCGGACGAAUACGGCUGCACCCCUCCCUCUGUGACCAGCCCGCCGGAAGAGUCCAUUGAGGUGGCGCGUGGGGGGACGGUGACGUUCACCUGUCAGGCUGUGGGAGUGCCCACCCCCAUCAUCACCUGGAGACUCAACUGGGGGCACAUCCCCCUCAGCGGCAGGAUCUCGAUGACCAAUGAGAACGGGCACGGCACGCUGACGAUCCGCGACGUGAAGGAGGCGGAUCAGGGCGCCUACACCUGCGAGGCCAUCAACGCCAAAGGACUCGUGUUCGGGAUCCCCGACGGCGUGCUGACGCUCAUCUCCUCUCCUAACCCAGGGAACUGUCCCCUCGGGUCACUUCACAGCGUUCAGGGUCGCGGUGUUUGCCUGUUUCUGUGCCGGACUCCUCCAAGGAACUGCAAAGGCACCAGACGCUACCGGAAGGCCAGAUCAUGCCUGCGCUUCACUGAGGAGGAGGACUUCAAAGGAGUGAACGUCUCGUACCCCUCCCGCCCCGGCACCCCCCCCCUGUCCUCCACCCAGCUGCUGGUGAACCCCGAGCUGCAGGAGUUCCAGCUGGUAGACCUAUCCCGACGCUUCCUCAACCUCGACUCCUUCUGGACGCUGCCCCGCCACUUCCUGGGGAGCAAGAUUGACUCGUACGGCGGCACUCUGAAGUUUAAGAUCCGCUACACUCUGGCCCGCGGCCUCUCAGAGCCGGUGGAGAAGCCUGAUGUGAUCCUGGUGGGGAACGGACGCCGGCUGGUCUACAAACGAGGAAAACCCACCCCCUCCCGGGUGGUGAACCAGAGGGAGAUCAGCUUCAUUGAGGAUAAGUGGCAGCACUCUAACGGGCGGCCGGUGACUCGGGACGACCUCCUGAUGACCCUCGCUGACCUCGACAGCAUCAGCAUCAGAACCAUCUACGAUAGCCACAUGGUCAGCGUGGCGCUCAGCGACAUCAUCAUGGAGACCACCACCGUGGAGUUCAGCACCAUGGGGCACGCGUACGACGUCGAGGAGUGCAGAUGUCCCCCCGGUUACUCCGGUCUCUCCUGUGAGUCCUGCUCCUCUGGGUUCGAGCGGGUUCCUGGAGGUCAGUAUUUGGGAACGUGUGCCGGCUGUAACUGCAACGGACACGCCAGCGCCUGCGACCCGAUCAGCGGAAACUGCCUGAGCUGCCUGCACAACACCGAGGGUCCUCAGUGUGAUAAAUGUCGCUCCGGAUACUUCGGAGACCCGAGUCGAGGCCGACCCGACGACUGCAAGCCGUGCCCCUGCCCGUACUACGAGACCUCCCGCCGAUUCUCUGACAGCUGCUUCCUGGACGUGGACAAGCAGCCGACGUGUGACGCCUGCAGGCCCGGAUACACUGGGAGACGCUGCGAGAAGUGUGCUGCUGGUUUCCAGGGUAACCCCCUCCUGCCCAAUGGGAAGUGUGUUCCUGUCCAAGGCUCUAAGUGUGACAGCAGAGGAAGCAUCAGCUCCAGCAGCUCACCCUGCAGCUGCAAGAACAACGUUGCAGGCGCCCUGUGCGACGAGUGUAAGGCGGGUUUCUUCCACCUGUCAGACCGCGCUGAGGGCUGCCUGCGCUGCUUCUGUAUGGGCGUGACCAAGAGCUGCUCCAGCUCCACCUGGAGCCGCGACCAGGUGCGGGGGUCCGGGCAGCAGUUCUCCCUCUCUAACAGCAGGAACUCUGACACCAUCACAGAGGGGAUCUCUCAGAGAGGAUCGGAGGUCUCGUACCGAGCCUUCAGCAGCCUCCCCAACGACGUGUACUACUGGCUGCUGCCCCCCAGCUUCAGGGGGGACAAGGUGACGGCGUACGGAGGUUCUCUAAGCUACACACUGCGCUUCGAGCCUCUCCAGCGCUCUCUGGCCAUCGACGGGCAGCCGGACGUGGUGCUGCAGGGCAGCGGCAUCUUCCUGGAGCAUUUCUCCAAGACCAGACCCCAACCCAGGACCCCCAGCAGCGUCUCCGUCACCUUCAGAGAGUCGUCAUGGCGACGCGCUGACGGGCAGCCCUGCACUCGGGAACAUCUUCUGAUGGCGCUGGCCGACGUCUCCGUCUUCAUGAUCCGAGCCUCGUACUCCGACCUGAUGGCAGAGAGCAGUAUCUCGGACAUCAAGAUGGACGUGGCGGUCCCUCAGUCCACAGGGAACGAGAGAGCUCUGGAGGUGGAGGAGUGCUCGUGUCCUCAGGGGUACACCGGACCCUCCUGCCAGGAGUGUGAUGUCGGCUACACUCGCUCCAGCUCCGGUCUCUACCUGGGAACCUGUGACAGGUGUGACUGCAACGGACACGCUAACGGCUGCGACUCGGAGACGGGACGCUGUCUGCAGUGUCUCCAUAACACCGCGGGGCCCAGGUGUGAGCACUGUCAGACUGGUUUCUAUGGCAACCCGGUGACGGGCGGUGCUCAGGCCUGUCAGCCGUGUCCGUGUCCUGGAACGGCUUCGAGCAACCAAUUCUCUUCCACCUGUCACCUGGAGGCUGACGGUGUGCCCACCUGUGAUAACUGCCCCCCCGGGUAUAACGGCCGGAGCUGUGAAAGAUGUGCUGCCGGAUACAACGGCAACCCCCCGCUGGGACAGAGAUGCACCGUUGGCAACAACGAAGUCAACGGUAACUGCUAUGACUGUGACCAGAGAGGAAGAGAGAGCUGUACUGGAGGCGUGUGCCACUGCAAGACGAACGUUGAGGGCCCGUCCUGCUCCACCUGCAGACCUGGAACCUUCCACCUCAGCCCUGAAAACAAAGAUGGCUGCCUGUCCUGUUUCUGCAUGGGCGUGACUCAGCAGUGCUCCAGCUCCACCCACUACCGAGACCUGGUUUCCACCGUCUUUACUCCAGGGAACUUCCAGGGCUUCGCUCUGGUGAACCGUCAGCGCACCAACCGAAUCUCCAGCGGCUUCACCGUGGAGGUUUCCACCGAGGGCACGCAGCUGUCCUACACCAGCUUCGACUACCUGGGCCAGGAGCCGCACUACUGGCAGCUGCCCGACGCCUACCAGGGGGACAAGGUGGGCUCGUACGGAGGGAAGCUGAAAUUCACCGUCUCCUACGUGGCCGGAGCCCGAGGAACGCUGAUCGACGACGGAGACGUGCAGAUUAUUGGAAACGACAUCACUCUGGUGGCCCGGCAGCCGUGGCCCCGGAGGGCGGGGGGGAGCCGAGAGACGCAGCGCUUUGAGAUCACCUUCACUGAGGAUAACUGGCGGCGCCCCGAUGGGAUGCCGGCGACCCGGGAGCACCUCCUGAUGGUUCUGGCUGAUCUGGAUGAUAUUUUGAUCCGGGCGACGUUCUCCAGCGAGAUGAUCUCCUCCAGCCUAUCAGAGCUCAGCAUGGACGUCUCCGUGCCCAAUUACAGCGGCCUGGAGCAGAGCCUGGGGGUGGAGCAGUGCCUCUGUCCCCCCGGGUACCUGGGCCUCUCCUGCCAGGACUGCGCCCCCGGUUACACCCGCACAGGGGGGGGUCUGUACCUGGGUCACUGCGAGCCGUGUGAGUGUAACGGUCACUCCGACUCCUGUCACCCGGAGACUGGAAUCUGCACGAGCUGCCUGCACAGCACCCAGGGAGAGCUGUGUGAGCAGUGCGCCGCCGGGUUCUUUGGAGAUCCGACAGCCGGGACCCCCGAGGACUGCCAGUCCUGUGCCUGCCCCCACACCGACCCUGACAACCAGUUCUCCCCCACCUGUGAGAGUCUGGGUAACGGAGGGUAUCAGUGCACCGCCUGCCAGCCCGGGUACACAGGACAGUACUGCGAGCGCUGCGCUCAGGGAUACGUUGGAAACCCCCAGGAGAGAGUCAGGUGUCGACCGUACGAUGCUGCCUCUCUGGUGGUGAAGGUGUACCCAGAGAGGGUCUCCUCCUCUCAGGGGGGGUCGGUCACUCUGCGCUGCCAGGUCUCUGGUUCUCCUCCUCAUUACUUCUUCUGGUCCAGAGAGGACGGGAGGCCCAUCUCAGCCGGCGCCGACCGACGCAGACAAGGAGCAGAGCUGUUCUUCCCCAGCGUGCAGCAGAGUGAUGGAGGCGUGUACGUGUGCACGUGCAGAGACAACCGCAGCACCAACCGCAGCAGGGCGGAGAUCGUGGUCACAAGUGUUCCCUCUAAAGCCAUCGAGGUGACCGUGGAGGAGCCUCAGUCUCAGACCGUCAGGUUGGGGGCCACCGCCAGCUUCAUCUGCACCGCCAAGAGCAAGUCUCCGGCCUACACCCUGGUCUGGACCCGGAAAGGCAACGGGAAGCUUCCCACUCGAGCGAUGGACUUCAACGGGAUCCUGACGGUCCAGAACGUGCAGCCGGAGGACGCCGGCGUCUACGUCUGCACCGGGUCCAACAUGUUCGCCAUGGACGAGGGCACCGCCGUCCUCUACGUGCCAGAGGCCUCACAGACUCAGAUGUUUUACACAGCCUAUGAAAUGUUUGAAGGACACGGGAAGCCUUCAGAAGGCACUCUGCCUGUGGCCAACGUCUCCCCGACCGUCCUGAACGUCAUACAGGGUCAACGGGCAGAGUUUCGCUGCACCGUGACCGGAAACCCCACCGCCGCCAUCGAAUGGAUCGGGGGUCCGGGGAACAGGAUGAGCCCCCGAGCUGUGGUCAGAGGAGGCGUCCUGAGCUUCAGCGCCGUGGAUCCAGCUGAUGAGGGGGAGUACACCUGCAAGGCCCUGAACACACACGGGGAAAACACAGUGCGGGUCUCCCUGUUCGUGCAAAAGUCGAACCCGAGCGUUGUCGGCACGCAGCCUCAGGUUCAGGUCAGUCCUCAGAACAUCGAAGCCCACGAAGGAGACAACGUCCGUCUGUACUGCAGAGCGACAGGAUCCCCGACCCCGAAACUCACCUGGCUGAAGAACGGGGGUCAGAUCCCCCCCCAGGCCAUUCCCUCUCUCGGUUUCCAUCAGUUUAAAAGCAACAGUCUCGAUGUGUUACAGAGACGUAUUGAGGAGCUGCAGUCUCGUUUGGACCGCACAGAUAUUGGCACUCUGCUGAUCCCCAACAUCCAGAGGUCAGACUCAGGGACCUACAUGUGUGUGGGCAGCAACAGCGUGGGCUCCAACAGCUCGCCCCUCAAGGUGUCCGUGCUCAAAGCAGACCACGUCUCCUCAGCGGUCAGCAUCCAGCCCUCCAUCGCUGACGUUCAGGAGGGUCAGAGUCUGGAUCUCAGCUGCUUCGCCCCCGGAAACCCCCCCCCUCAGGUGACCUGGAGCAAGGCCAGCGGACGCCUGUCCUCCAACCACCAGGUGCUGGGCAGUCAGCUGAGGAUCCUCUUGGCCUCUCCAGAGGACUCUGGGGAAUACGUGUGCCGAGUUCAAGGACACUCCGGAAACUCCAACUUCCAGCAGGCGUCCGUCUCCGUGUCCGUCACCUCGUCUUCAUCACGUCUCCAGUCUCCGAUCAUCGCCAUCGAGCCUCACAGCGCAGCAGUGAGAGUCGGAGCCUCGUCCAGCUUCAGGUGCAUAGUCUACAGCGGAGCUCAGCCAAUCAGACUGCAGUGGAAACUGGCCAACAACCAACCUCUGCCCGAUAAUGUGGAGGUGAGUGCUGACGGCUCUGUGAUGACGGUCUCUAAGGCCCGCCUUCUGAACCACGGAGCCUAUCGCUGCGUCGCAUCCAACCCGUUCGGCAUCACACAAACCAUCGUGUCCCUGAUCGUGAAGGAGUCUCCUGUGGCCACGGUGACCCCUGUGGGGCCCAUCCGCGUCAGGGUGGGAGACCCCGUUAACCUGGAGUGCCAGGGGUCUGGAGAGCCCCUCCCCUCUGUGAGCUGGCACCGGCUGGACCGCAACAGGAAGACCCUGCUGAGCAGCCCCGUGCCCAUGGAGGGCAACGCUGUCAUGCAGAUCCUUGCUGCUCGCCCUGAGGACAGCGGGACGUACGUCUGCUCGGCUCGCAGCAACGAGGGCAGCUCGGAGACCCGAGUGGAGGUCCUGGUGGAGGGGGGUCUGGUGGAGGGGGGGGGUCUCCAGGAGCCCUCGCCCCCCCGAGCCUCCGUCCCUGAGCCCCUGCUGGUGGUGGUGGAGGGCCGGACCGCCACGCUGCGCUGCGAGGCCCACGGUGUCCCGCCCCCCACCAUCAGCUGGUCCAAGCUGCGCUCCCCCCUCCCCUGGAGACACUCUGUGACGGGGGGCAGUCUCGUUCUGCCCUCUGUCGGACGCCAGGACUCUGGAGAGUAUAUCUGCAGCGCCACCAACAGCCUGGGGGCGAGCGAGGUCACCGUCACUCUGGACGUAGAGACCCCUCCCUACGCCACCUCGAUGCCCGAUGAUGUUGCAGUGCGGGUGGGGGAGGUGAUCCGGCUGCAGUGCCUUGCUCAUGGGACCCCCCCCCUCACCUACACCUGGAGCAAGCUGGACGGAGAGCUGCCCCCCCGAGCGCAGCUCAGCGGGGGGGACCUGCAGAUCAACCUGGCCACCGCAGAGGAUGCUGGGAGUUAUAAGUGCGUCGCCAGCAACAAGGUGGCCGACAGCGAGGUGAUCGCUAGAGUCACCGUGAGAUCCCCCCUGGCGGUGAAGGUCUCCCCCCAGGUGGAGGUGAAGGCUCAGGGCAGCGCGGUGGAGUUCACCUGUUCUGCAGCUGGAGGUCUGGAGACUAAGGUGGAGUGGCUCAAAGAGGGAGGAGCUCUCCCCCCCAACCACCACAUCAAGGACGGCGUGCUCAGGAUUGAGAACCUGGAGCAGAGCAAUGAAGGCGUUUAUAUCUGCAGAGCAAGCAGUGCGUACGGACAGGCUCAGGACACCGCCAGACUCACCAUCCAAGCCCUGCCGAAGGUGAUGAUAAACGUCCGUACGUCGGUGCAGACGGUGAUGAUCGGUAACUCGGUGGAGUUUGAGUGCCAGGCGGUGGGCGACCCUGAGCCCACGGUGAAGUGGAGUAAAGUGGGCGGGUCUCUGCCCUCCCACAUCAUGGUGAAGGAAGGCAUGCUGAGGAUCGACCAGGUGACGGAGGCCGACGCAGGGCAGUACCGCUGCACCGCCACCAACGACGUGGGGUCCGUGCAGAGCCAGGUGGUGCUCAAUGUCCAGUCUCUCCCUCAGAUCGCAUCGCUGCCUGAAACCAAAGAGGUGACGGUCGGCUCUGACGCCGUGCUGCCAUGCGUGGCGUCCGGAUACCCUCUCCCCGAGAUCAGAUGGUCCAAGGUGGAAGGAGAGCUUCCUCCCAAGUGUUUCCAGGAUGUCAACGUUCUGACGGUUCCUCGGGUCACCCAGGAGGAUUCUGGGACGUACGUGUGCACCGCCUCCAACAAGCAGGGGAAGGUGGAGGCCUUCACUUCGCUGCAGGUCCACGAGAGAGUGAUGCCGUAUUUCGCCCAGGAGCCGCUGUCCUACCUCACGCUGCCCACCAUCAAGAACGCUUACCGGGCUUUCAGCAUCAGAAUCUCCUUCAGGCCCGAUAACGGAGACGGUCUCAUUUUGUACGCUGGAAUGAUCCUCUAUAACGGCCAGAAGAGGAGCACCGGAGCAGACUUCAUCUCUCUGGGACUGGUGUGGGGGCGACUGGAGUUCAGGUUUGACGUGGGCUCGGGCAUGGCCACCAUCAGAGACCCCCUCCCUGUUAAGCUGGGGGAGUUCCACACGGUGGAGCUGCAGAGGAACAACACGCUGGGGUCCAUCCGGGUCGACGGGGGGGAGCCCAUCAGCGGGAAGUCACAGGGGAAGUUCCAGGGUCUGGAUCUGAACGAGGAUCUGCACGUGGGGGGGUACCCCAACUACACCAGCCUCGCCAAGACCGCCGGCAUCAAGAGCGGCUUCGUGGGGUGUAUCCAGCAGCUGCUGAUCCAGGGGGACGAGGUGAUCUUCAAGGACCUGGGCCGGAGCUCCAUCGGAGUCUCAAACUGCCCCACCUGCAAGGACCAGCCCUGCCAGAACGCGGGUCAAUGUGAGGACUCAGAGGCCAGCCUGUAUCAGUGCAGCUGCCCCCGAGGGUUCACAGGGAGCAACUGCCAGCACCACUCCUCCCUGCACUGCCACGCAGAGGCCUGCGGUCCGGACGCCACCUGCAUCAACCGUCAGAACGGACUCGGGUACGACUGCCGCUGCCACCUGGGGAAGUCCGGAGACAAGUGCAUGCAGGGCGAGCUGGUGACGACCCCCCUGUUUGACGGCGAGGCCUCGUACAUCGCCUACCCCCCCCUCAGCAUCGUGCACGACGACCUGAAGGUGGAGCUGGAGUUCAAGCCGCUGCACGCCAACGGCCUGAUGUUCUUCUGCGGGGGGAGGAAGAUGAAGGUGGAGGACUUUGUCUCCGUGUCCAUGGUGGACGGACACGUGGAGUUCAGAUACGAGCUGGGGACAGGCCAGGCGGUCCUGCUCAGCUCUGCCCCGGUGUCUCUGGGCCAGUGGCACCGCGUGGUGGCGGAGCGCAUCAAGAGGGCGGGGGUCCUGCAGGUGGACCGGGGGCCCCUGGAGAGGAAGACGUCUCCGGGGAAAGCCCAGGGCCUCAACAUCCACACACACAUGUUCCUGGGGGGGGUCCCCACCGCCGACAUCCUGCCCAAACCGGCCAACAUCAGCCACAUGUUCCAGGGCUGCAUCGGAGAGGUGUCGAUCAACAACAAGAAGCUGGACCUGUCCUACAGCUUCACAGAGAGCCGGGGGGUCUCCAGCUGUGUGGACGGCAGCCCAUGUGACCGCAGACCCUGCCUCAACGCAGGAACCUGCAUGUCCAGCGCAGAGUACGAGUUCCAGUGCCUCUGCAGGGACGGGUUCGAGGGAGAGCGCUGCGAGGUGGUGAAGGAGGCGUGUCAGAACAACCUGCAGUGUGUGAACGGAGGCAGCUGUGAAGACGGACAGUGUGUGUGUGCAGCCGGACACACAGGGCCCAACUGUGAGGAGAGCCACGCUUCCAGCCCCCCCGCCGCCCUGCUGAGUUUGGAGGGUAGCGAGUCCAAUGACUCUCCGUACCAGUAUGCCGCUCACUUCCAGGACGAUGGAUAUAUCGCUCUUCCUAAAACCGUCUUCCCAAGAAGCGCCCCCAACUCCCCAGAGACCCUCGAGCUGGAGAUCAACACCAGUUCCUCUGAGGGUCUGAUCCUCUGGCAGGGAGUGGAGACCAAAGGCAGAAAGGUGCAUGCUAUUAAAAAGGAAGUGGGAGAACACGGGAAAGGAAAAGACUUCAUCAGCCUCGGCCUGCAGGACGGACACCUGGUCUUCAGUUUCCAGCUGGGCAGCGGAGAGGCAGUGAUCCGGUCCCAGAGGUCCAUCAAUGAUGAGAGAUGGCACAAAAUCACAGCUGUCAGGACUGGGAAAAACGGAUUCAUCCAGAUCGACGGAGGAGCAGAACUGCACGGUCAGUCUAAGGGCCGGAGCCUCAUGGUGAACACCAAGGGAAGCCUGUACCUCGGCGGGGCUCCCAACAUGGCGGCGAUGACAGGAGGGAAGUUCCUGUCUGGGAUUCGGGGCUGCGUGAGGAAUCUUUCUGUGAUGAACGCGACAAACAUCGACCUGCAGACACACGCAGGCGUCAACGUGCAGCCCUGCGCCUCAUAAACACACACACACACACACACACACACACACACACACACACACUAACACACACACACACACACACACACACA
Molecule: messenger RNA, 11014 nt
Organism: Trematomus bernacchii (emerald rockcod)
Lineage: Eukaryota; Metazoa; Chordata; Actinopteri; Perciformes; Nototheniidae
Gene: hspg2
Product: heparan sulfate proteoglycan 2
Molecular function (GO): calcium ion binding; protein binding
Source: RefSeq, a predicted model, not a curated record